Tripterygium wilfordii is the source of this 404-nucleotide messenger RNA. RefSeq lists its product as uncharacterized. The coding region runs from base 60 to 287 and encodes 75 amino acids. The transcript has 2 exons. NCBI's taxonomy places the organism in Eukaryota, Viridiplantae, Streptophyta, Magnoliopsida, Celastrales, Celastraceae. The record is from RefSeq and is a predicted model, not a curated record.
CUCUGUUUACAUUUUGUGUGUAUAUAUAUAUACUUGACAAGAAAGAGCCGAAUGAAGAAAUGGAAUCCACGGGAGUGGGAUUCAUGGCAGUCUUUGCUGUUUCAGGAAGCCUGGUUCUCAUUGCUCGCCAACUCCAUAGGCGACUCGUUUCCGAUUUCAUGAAGAAAAUUGAAUUCGAAUUGAGUGGAUCGGCGAGAUGCAAUGGGAGGAAGAAGGUCAAAUUCGCGGAGGACGUGAUGGAGCCAUCAUCAAAUAACAAGGAGUACCGAAGGAGACCGUGCAGGUGAAAGGAGGCGAUGAGGAGGAGAUAUUGGUUAUGGAGGAGGAUGUUGUUAUGAAGGAUACUCAAAAUAUCAAAGUGAAGGACGCAAUGCCUCUUAAUUGGCAAAUUUUGUACAAAAGGG